UGCUACACCGACCAACUUUGGAGAGAUCGGUAAUAGAUGGACGUCACUUCAAAGACGCCUCGUUUGCUGCUGUCCUACUGGCCGUAUGUGCGGUGGCGUCCAGAUACUCAGACGAUCCUCGAGUAUUAGUCCGACGAAACCUCAAAGCUGUCGAGUGGUUGGAAGUGGGCGAAUCAAGUUAUUGGUAUGAACAGGGCCUAUCCCGGGAAUGGAUGCGCCUUCUCUGCUUGAUACGCAACUUUGCUCUCCUCGGUUAUUUCGUGUUAGGAUCAUCAGUGCCACACCAAGCCUGGGUAGCCGUGGGCAUAGGCCUCCGAAUAGCACAGGAUGCAGGUGCCCAUAGGAAACGGCCCGGCGACCGUACAAAAACUGCGGAAGGAGAGCUAUGGAAACGCGCUUUUGUGAGUAUGGACAGAUUACUCAGUUCAGCACUAGGUCGCCCGUGUAUGAUCUAUGAUGAAGAUAUUGAUGUCGACUUGCCGACUGAGUGCGAUGACGAAUACUGGGAACAUUCGGACCCUCAGCAGAUGUUCACGCAACCAGCAGGACAACCCUCCGCAGUAUCAUACUUCAAUUACCAUCUGCGAUUAACCCGCUUGCUAGUGAUCUGUUUACGAACAAUCUACUCCAUCCGCCACUCCAAAGUCAUACUCAAACUGCUAGACGAAAACUGGGAACAACAAAUCGUUGUGGAGCUCGAUUCGGGACUCAAUAAAUGGAUGGACUCCCUCCCGGAACACCUGCGAUGGGACCCGGCCCGAGAGAACCUCAUGCAUUUCAACCAAUCCGCUGCACUACAUCUUUCGUACUACCACGUACAGAUGCUGAUUCAUAGACCUUUCAUCACGGCGCCAGAACAUGAUCCGUCAAAGGCCCGCUUUCCAUCUCUAGCCAUAUGCACUAAUGCGGCCCGUUCUUACUCCCGGGUCGCUCAUAUCCAGAGCUGUCGGAGCGGAAUGAUAUUCCCUGUCGCUGGGGUGAGUGACCUAUUGACAUUCAACGCUGCGAUCAUCCUGCUAUUCAACAUGUGGGGAACGAACAGGCCGGAUGUUGGGUCCAGGAGGGAGAUGGACGACGUGCAAAAGUGCAUGGAAGUUCUUGCAGAUAUGGAAAAUGGGUACGAGUAUUUACACUCUCGACAUUUAUCAUCGAUCCUGAAGGGGAAUGCACUAGGUACCAUUAUGCAGGAUUACUGUCGUAAGCAGGUACAAGUACUUCCUAUCUCCAACCGCUAA
Molecule: messenger RNA, 1235 nt
Organism: Desarmillaria tabescens
Lineage: Eukaryota; Fungi; Basidiomycota; Agaricomycetes; Agaricales; Physalacriaceae
Product: fungal-specific transcription factor domain-containing protein
Exons: 7
Biological process (GO): DNA-templated transcription
Molecular function (GO): zinc ion binding; DNA binding
Source: RefSeq, a predicted model, not a curated record